AUGGUACGUUUGCUGCAGCAGCAGCAGCAGCAGCAGCAGGAGCAGCAACAGCAGCAACAACGGCAGCAGCAGCAGCUUGGAGGCCGCAGCAGCGGCAACACUAACAGCAGCGGGGAGCCCUCACCAGCAACAGCAGCAGCAACAGCAGCAACAGCAGCAACAGCUGCUGCUUCUCUUCCUCAACAGCAAACAGCAGCAGGAGAAGCAGCAAACGGGGCGGAGAGGCUGCAGCAGCUGCUGCUGCUGGAUGAUUUGCUGCUGCAGUACGCAGAUGGCAGUGGCCUUGCAAAUGGGGAGGCCGCUCUGCUGCAGCAGCUGCGCGCGGGUCUGAAGGCUCGUAUUGCAGCAGUGCAGCAGCAGGAACAGGAGCAGCAGCAGCAACAACAACAGGAGGAGCAGCAACAAGAGCAGCAAGCACAACAAAACCAGCCGUUGCAGCAGGCGCAGCAACAGGAGCAGCAAACACAGCAACAGAAACCGCUGCAGCAGGAGCAGCAGCCGGUCGAGCAACAGCAGAACGAACAGCAGCAGAACGAGCAGCAGCAGCAGCAGCAGAACGAGCAACAGCCGGUCGAGCAGCAGCAGAUCGAGAAGCAGCAGCAGCAACAGCAACAGAAAGAGGAGGAGCAGCAAGACGAUACAGACGACGGUGAUACACCUGGAGGCGGAGGGCAGCAGCAGCAGCAGCAGCAGCAGGAGCAAGUAUACCUGAAUAAUGAGCAGCAGCAAAUCGAGCAGCAGCAGCAAAAGGCGCAGCAGCAGCAGCCCCAGCAGCAAAUAGAGAAUAGCGGGUUGCUGCAGCAGCUGCAGCAGCAACUUGCUGCUGAGGAGUCAUUCCUUGAGGAAGACAGGCAGCGCCUUCAGCAGCAGCAACAGCAAGACAAGCAGCAGCAGCAGCAGCAGCAGCAGCAGCAGCACGUGACAGCAGAAGCAGCAGCAGCUUCUAGUGUUUCUUCAGCAUCGAUGCCGCAGGAGCAAGACGGAGCUAAAGGGGGCAGCAGCAACACUGACUCUCCAGCAGCAGCAGCAGCAGCUGCUGCUGCUGCUGCUGCUGCAGAACCAACAGGAGCAGCAAAAGGUGAUACUGCUGCUGCUGUGCGGCGGGUUUGCCGCCGAGUGUCUCAGGGAACAGCAGCAGCAGCGCAUGCAGCAGCAGCAACAGCAGCCCUCUGUGCCUUCUAUUCACAGUUGGCGCUGCUGCUGCUGCAGCCAGUAGAUAGAGAUGAGGAGAAGCAGCAGCAAAAGCAACAGCAGCAGCUGCUGCAGCUGCAGCAUCUGCAGCAAAUGAGUGCAGCAAAAGAGACAGGAACAGCAGCAGCAGAGUUGCUGCUGCUGCUGCGGGCUCUUGCUGCCUUUGCUAAGGCUGGGGUGUCUGUGCUGCUGAUGCACACACCUAGCAGCAGCAGCAGCAGCGUCAGUAUCAGCAGCAGCAGCAGUGGCAGCAGCAAGCAGCAAGUGCAGCAGAUGCCUGCGCAGCAGCUGCUGAGAGCAGCAGCAGCUGCUGCUGCUGCACCAGCAGUUGCUGCUGCUGCAGGAAGCCACACCAAGGAGGGAGCAGCAGCAAAGGCUACUAAUGAGUCUCCUGCUGCAGCUGCUGCUGCAGAGGCUCCACCUGCUGCAGAUACUGCUGCAGAUGCUGCUGCAGAUGCUGCACCUGCUGCAGUUGCUGCAGAUUGUGCUGCAGACGCUGCAGCUGCUGCAGUUGCUGCAGAUGAUGCUGCAGAUGCUGCUGCAGAUGCUGCACCUGCUGCAGUUGCUGCAAGUCCGGCACCUGCUGCAGAUACUGCUGCAGAUGCUGCACCUGCUGCAGUUGCUGCAGAUCAGGCACCUGCUGCAGAUACUGCUGCAGAUGCUGCUGCAGAUGCUGCACCUGCUGCAGACGAUGUCCCUGUUGCAGAUGCUGCUGCAUCUGCUGCAUCUGCUGCUGCACCUGCUGCAGAUGCUGCUGCAGAUGCUGCUGCAGAUGCUGUAGAUGCUGCUGCAGAUAACAAUAGCGGCACCAGCUGCAGCAACAGCAGCAGCAGCAAGCCGCCAGACAAUUCUCCAGAUGUGCUUGCUGCUGCGGAUGAUAGCUUUGGCGACAGCAGCAGCAGCAGCAGCAGCGACAGCAGCAGCAGCAGCAGCGACAGCAGCAGCAGCAGCAGCGACAGCAGCAGCAGCAGCAGCAGCGACAGCAGCAGCAGCAGCGGCAACUGUGAGGAUCAAAUGGGAGCUGAGGAUGCUGCUGUAGUCGGCGAAGCACAGAGCAGCAGCAGCAGCAGCAACACUAGCACUAGCAGCUGCAGCAGCAGCAACUCCAACGGCACCACCACCUGCAGCAGCAACUGCAGCAGCAACUGCAGCAGCAGCAGCAGUUGUAGUAGUACUAGCAGCAGCAGCAGCAGGGGUUUGUUUCAGCAGCAGCAGCAACAGCAAGUUGCAGUUUGUGCACAGCAGCAGCAGCAGCAGCAGCAGCAGCAGGGCCCCCCCGGAGCCUCCCCAGACCCACAGGGGGCCCCCCCUAAGGAGGGGAGGAGACACAAAAGGCCCUUUGUUGCUGCUGUUCCGCGCCCCACUGCUGCAGCAGCAGCAGCAGCAGCAGCAGCAGGAGAGGCCCCCUCCAUCUGCAGCAGCAUACCACACAGCAGCAGCAGCAGCAGCAGCAACAGCAGCAGCAGCAGCAGCCGGCUAAUGGCUCGGCAGCCGCUGCAGUCCCCUUUCGUCCCCUCUCUCCCGGCGGUGGCGUGUGGGGCCCUGCAGCAGGAGCGUGCUGCUGCUGCAGCAGCAACAGCAGCACCAGCAGCACCACCUGCAACAACAGCAGCAACAGCAGCAGCAGCAGCAGCAGCAGAUAAUACAGAGACAUCUGCUGCUGCUGCUCCUGUGGGGGGCACAAGCACCCCUUCUGCGGCGGGGGCGCCGCAGUCGUCAUCGUCACCUGCAGCAGCAGCAGCAGCAGCAGCGCCAGCAGCAGCAGCAGCAACAACAACUGCAGCAGGAGCAGCAGCAACUUUGUCCCCAGUCGAUUGCCCUCUAGGGCCUGAUUCAUCAGCCCCCCAACCUGAUAGAAACUUUGCUGCUGCAGCAGCAGCAGGAACUCCUCCUGGUGCAGCAGCAGCAGCAGCAGCAGCACCAACGGAUUUGCUGCUGUCUUUUGGUGGGGGUCUUGUAGGAGGAGACGCACUUGAUCUUGUAGGCAAUCAGCAGCAGCAGCAGCAGCAGCAAACAUCAUCAUCAGCAGCAGCAGCAGUACCAAAGGGUGCUGCUGCUCCUUGUCUGUCUCUUGCGUCUCUGUGCAGCAGCAGCAGCAGCAGCAGCGGCAUCCCUUUGGAUCUAAAGUCUGAGCCUGCUGCACUAGGCAGCAGCAGCACAUCCUCUGCUGCGGCAACAUCAGCAGCAGCAGCAGCAGGAGGUGCACCCCAAGGGUCAUCAUCAGCAGCAGCGCAAGCUGCAGCAGCUGCAGCAGCAGCAGCAGCAGCAGCAGCAGCAAGGGGACAGACACCCGGUACUAAGAAGAGGUGGAAGAGUGGCCACCAGAAGAGAGUAGAGAGACGACUAAGGGAGGAGCUAGCAAGGAGACAGCGGCUGCUGGCAGCAGCAGACACAGCAGAAGGGGAAGCAGCAGCAGCAAGACAGCAGCAGCAGCAGCAGCAGCAGCACCUGCAGCAGCAGCAGCAGCAGAGGGGAAUUCCCGCCUACGGCGCACUCAGCAGCAGUCUGGGAGUCGCUGGGGGAACGUCUCCGGGAUCGUCUCCUCCCCGUGCUGCAGCAGCAGCAGCAGCAGGGUGUGGGGCGCUGCAGCAGCAGCAGCAGAACGGACAGGGAGAGGACGCAGCAGCAGCAGCUGCUGCUCUUCUUGCUGCUCUACCUCUAGGAGGAGGUGUGCUACCUGCCGGCGCACCUGCUGCAGCAACAGCAGCAACAGCAGCAACAGCAGCAGCAGCAACAAGUACUCCUUCCCGCUGCAAGAGGGGACAGAGGAAGGAGCUGCAGCAUCUAAAUGCUGCAGCAGCAGACGCGCAGCAGCAGCUAGCUAAAGGUCAAGCAGCAGCCGCUGCAGCUGCAGCAGCAGCAGCAGCAGCAGGGGCACCAUACUCCCCACAAGCAGCAGCAGCAGCAGCAGCAUAUAAUCCCCUUGAUCUAUCCUGCAGCAAUCCGCAGGUGCUGCAGCUGCUGCAGUCUCUUGCUGCUGGUCGUGCUGCAGCAGCAGGAGAUAAGAACUCCUUAGUCAUAACUCCUAAGUUAGAGGAAGCAGCAGCUGCUGCAGCAGCAGCAGCAGCAGCAGCGGAGGCAGGGGACGCAGCAGCAGCAGCACUUGCUCAAGGAGCAGAAGCAGCAGCUGCAGCAGUUCGUGCACAGGACGGUGCAGCAGCAGCUGCUGCAGCAGCAGCAGCAGCUGACGCUAUUCAGAGUGCUGCUGCAGCAUUACGCUGCAGCAGCGGGGAAGCAGCACUAGCUAGCUCAGCAGCAACAGCAGCAGCUGCAGCAGCUGCAGCAGCAGCCCCCGUGUCCCUUGCUUCUCUCUGUGUGGGAGCAGCGACAGCAGCAACAACAGCAGCAGCAGACUGCAGCAGCACAACACCACCAAGAGGGAAGAGACUGCGUGGCAGCAACGCAGCAGAGCAGCAGCAGCAGCAGCAGCAGCAGCAGUUGCUGCUAGAUGGUCAGCAGCUAUUUGGUGGUGUAGACGCAGAAGCAGCAGAAGCAGCGCUGCAGGCAGCAGCAACAGCAGCAACAGCAGCAGAAGCAGCAGCAACUGCUGCAGAAUCCGCAGCGGCGGCUGCUCUUCAAGCAGCAAGUGCAGCAGCAGCAGCAGCACAGACUGCUGCAUCUGUUGCCUUCUGUCUGGCUGCAGCAGCAGAACAAGGACCCCCAGCAGCAGCAGCAGCAGCAGCACUUCCUCCCCUGUCUCCUAAGAAGCAGCGACCUGCUGCUCUUACCUGUGGCGGGGAGACACCCCCGAUAGCAGAUUGCUAG
Eimeria maxima is the source of this 4956-nucleotide messenger RNA. RefSeq lists its product as hypothetical. The record is from RefSeq and is a predicted model, not a curated record. Bases 1 to 4956 code for a protein of 1651 amino acids. Gene Ontology annotation, biological process: protein monoubiquitination; protein polyubiquitination. Lineage: Eukaryota; Apicomplexa; Conoidasida; Eucoccidiorida; Eimeriidae. Gene Ontology annotation, molecular function: ubiquitin protein ligase activity. The transcript is spliced from 6 exons.